AUGGCCAAAGGUUCUCAAUCCUCCACUUCAACAGCCACGCGACCAAUACUAGCAGGCAUGGCUCCCCGCGGUUUCGCCGUCGCCACAACCAGCAUGCACCGUCGUCGUCUCAACAACAGAAACAGCUCUACCAGCACCGUCAUUGGAGGCGGCAGCAGCAACAUGCUAAGGUUCUACACGGACGAUGCCCCGGGGCUGAAGAUUUCAUCAACGGUGGUGCUCGUGAUGAGCUUCUGCUUCAUCGGCUUCACCGCGCUCCACGUGUUCGGCAAACUCUACCGCUCCAAAUCUGGUGGCGCCGUUUGA
Molecule: messenger RNA, 306 nt
Organism: Glycine soja
Lineage: Eukaryota; Viridiplantae; Streptophyta; Magnoliopsida; Fabales; Fabaceae
Product: protein transport protein Sec61 subunit beta-like
Exons: 1
Coding region: 1-306 (101 amino acids)
Biological process (GO): intracellular protein transport
Cellular component (GO): Sec61 translocon complex
Source: RefSeq, a predicted model, not a curated record